This is a messenger RNA of Eruca vesicaria subsp. sativa (arugula), 1256 nucleotides long. The record is from the annotation of a GenBank genome assembly. NCBI's taxonomy places the organism in Eukaryota, Viridiplantae, Streptophyta, Magnoliopsida, Brassicales, Brassicaceae.
CCGUUUUACCGUAGGUGAAAUUCCACACCGGCCAAUCUCUCACCUCCACACGCGCCGAUCACCAUCCCUCUCUCUCUCUUCCCCUUUCUCUCUUCCAAUUAGGCUCGCGAUGUUUACUCACCACACCCAACCUGAGAUUAACCCUAAUCAAAUCGGUACCAGCUCCGCCACCGUUGGCGAAGACCACGUCUCUGCCUCCGCGGCCUCCGCUGGUCACAUUCCUUACGACGAUAUGGACGAUAUCCCUCACCCUGACUCUAUCUACGCCGCCUCCGAUUUGAUUCCAGAUGGCUCUCACUUGGUUCCUCACCGAUCCGAGGGAGCUGAAUUGAUGGGUUCUCGGCCGAUGGAGGGAGCUAAUCAGUUAACGAUCUCGUUCCGUGGUCAAGUUUAUGUUUUUGAUGCUGUUGGUCCUGAAAAGGUUGAUGCUGUGUUGUCGCUAUUGGGUGGUUCUACUGAGCUUUCUUCUGUGCCGCAGGGGAUGGAACUAGCUCCACAGAAUCAUUUGCCUGCUGUUGUAGAAUACCAGAACAGAUAUAGCCAUCCGCAACGGGCGCAGUCCUUGGAUAGGUUUCGGAAGAAGAGGAAUGCUAGAUGUUUCGAGAAGAAAGUACGAUAUGGUGUUCGACAGGAAGUUGCGUUAAGAAUGGCACGUAAUAAAGGUCAAUUCACCUCUGCCAAGAUGACCGAGGGAGCUUAUAACUCGGGCACAGAUCAAGAUUCUGCACAAGACGAUAACCGUCCAGAAAUACUGUGUACUCAUUGCGGCAUUAGUUCCAGUUGUACACCGAUGAUGCGACGUGGCCCUUCAGGCCCCAGAACUCUCUGCAAUGCCUGUGGACUCUUUUGGACUAACAGGGGUACAUUGAGAGAUCUCUCUAAGAAAACAGAAGAGAAUCAUAUGGCAAUAAUAAAACCUGUCGAAGGUGGAGGUGAUGCCGGUGCUAACAACACGAACUCUGAACCUGCAACUGUCGAAGGACAUGCUGCCUUGGUUUCUCUUGCUAAUGGUGAUCAAUCUAAUAUGUUAGGUAAUCACUAAAUUACUGUGAUAAGAAUCAGAAGAUAGACGAAAUCCUUGUAGAAUCAGUUGUUAUUCUCUAUGAUUUUAUCUUGUCACUAUCUCAUGUAUUAUAGAAACCAUAACCGAACACCAAAUCGAAUUUGCCAUAUCAGAUAUAAAUGGUUUUCGAAAGUUUGAUAUUUGGAAUGUGUUGCACUGUCCAUAUCAAACAUUUCGCAAAGUGAACAUCCUU